AUGGGAGCGUCUUUAUGUCUUGCCGUGAGGAAAAAGAAAAAGAUGGCGAAGGAGAUCAUUGCCUUGCCGGACAUCCCUGAGCAAAUGUUGAUCGAGAUUCUGAUAAGACUGCCGGCGAAAUCUCUCAUGAGAUACAAAUGCGUCUCAAAGCUUUGGCUUUCCCUUAUCAUCUCUCCAUACUUCACCAACCUAUUCCUUAGAUCCUCACCACGCCGACGUUUGUUCGCGUAUAUAGUGGAUGAAAGACACAGGAUCGGCAAGUAUGCCUUGCUCACAUCAUCAUCAUCAUCAUCAUCGAGUCAUGAUCAGUCAGUCGUCUCAGUGAUCGACCAAAAUCUGACUAUACGGAUAAUAAAAGGCUACUUUGUGAACGCUGUUCGUGGCUUGGCGUGUUUCAGAGCUGGGAGAAGAGUGCAAAUAUGUAACCUUCACACGAGGCAGCUUGUGAAAUUGCUUAUUAUAAGAUCUCAAGUAAAAGGUAAGAACGUGUGGAACUAUUUCGGACAUGAUCCUGUUCAUGAUGUAUACAAAGUGCUUAGCCUGGUUUGGGAGUUCACUAAGGACCAUAGAGUGAGGUUAGAACAUCAUUUGUUGGUACUUGGAGAUGGAGCAUUAUGGAAAAAGACUCAAUGCCUAUGUUAG
Molecule: messenger RNA, 642 nt
Organism: Camelina sativa (false flax)
Lineage: Eukaryota; Viridiplantae; Streptophyta; Magnoliopsida; Brassicales; Brassicaceae
Source: RefSeq, a predicted model, not a curated record